Messenger RNA from Myotis lucifugus (little brown bat), 535 nucleotides. RefSeq names its product ADP ribosylation factor like GTPase 14 effector protein like (gene ARL14EPL). The record is from RefSeq and is a predicted model, not a curated record. The transcript has 4 exons. NCBI's taxonomy places the organism in Eukaryota, Metazoa, Chordata, Mammalia, Chiroptera, Vespertilionidae. Bases 31 to 489 code for a protein of 152 amino acids.
CUGAAACCCAUCAGCUCUCUGUGAUCAGAAAUGAGUGAACAGCCAGAAAAAACUACUUCCACUGAAGAGGGACACACAGGUCAAAGUUCUCCUGAGAAAAAUUGUCAAAUCGGACAAAAGCAACUGCAACAGAUAGAGCGGCAGUUAAGAUGCUUGGCAUUUCAAAACCCUGGACCCCAGGUAGCAGACUUUAAUCCUGAAACACGACAGCAGAAAAAGAAAGCCCGGAUGUCAAAGAUGAAUGAGUAUUUUUCUGUGAAUUACAAGAUUAUGAAGAAGUAUGACAAAAGUGGCCGGCUAAUCUGUAACGAUGCUGAUCUGUGCGACUGCCUGGAGAAGAACUGCCUGGGCUGCUUCUACCCCUGCCCCAAGUGUAACUCCAACAAGUGUGGGCCCGAGUGCCGCUGCAGCCGGAAGUGGGUUUACGAUGCCAUUGUCACCGAGUCUGGAGAGGUCAUCAGCACCCUGCCAUUCAGUGUUCCUGACUAGGAGCCAUACAUGUGAAUUGAUUUGUAUCUUCUUCUUUACAUUUAAG